This is a messenger RNA of Conger conger (European conger), 4790 nucleotides long. It is a transcript of the gene ube3a, whose product is annotated as ubiquitin protein ligase E3A. Gene Ontology annotation, molecular function: ubiquitin protein ligase activity. The coding region runs from base 208 to 2892 and encodes 894 amino acids. The transcript has 11 exons. Gene Ontology annotation, biological process: ubiquitin-dependent protein catabolic process; protein polyubiquitination. The record is from RefSeq and is a predicted model, not a curated record. Lineage: Eukaryota; Metazoa; Chordata; Actinopteri; Anguilliformes; Congridae.
CAACCCUAUUGAAACCAAGAUGGCUGAGAUUAUUUUAUGUAGAACGGAGAGUGACACGAUACACAAAUGAAACAUAAAUAAUUUAAACAAGAAAACUAAGAAAUAGACCGUAUCUACAGCAGUAAUAGCUUUUGGUGAAAGACUUCGGAGGGACGUGCGUACCCGGACAUAAACACAGACACGAACAACUGAGAGAGAAAGUCUCGUAUGAAUUCCGACGAGAAGCAGGACUGUGAGUGUGCGCCACCACAGGCCGAAGCUACCCCUGCAAGAGAACACGACAGGUCGGUAAGGUUGCUGGGGUCACUAGAGGAAUCUGACAGAGAAAACUCUGAAGCAAGCCGAAUGAAGCGAGCGGCUGCAAAGCAUCUGAUAGAGCGCUACUACCACCAAUUAACGGAGGGCUGCGGAAAUGAGGCCUGCACCAACGAGUUCUGUGCUUCCUGUCCCGGCUUCUGUCGCAUGGACAACAACGCGGCCGCCGUGAAGGCCCUGGAGCUGUACAAAAUUAACGCGAAACUGUGCGACCCUCACCCUUCCAAAAAAGGAACCACGUCCGCCUACCUGGAGAACAGUGCCAAGGGACCUCGCCACAAGUCAGCCUGCAGCGACAGGAAGAUGAACCACAGAGAUCUGCACCCAAUUAAGGAUGACUUGAAAGAUUUGAAUUAUCUGACGGAGGAGAAGGUGUACGAGAUCCUGGACAUCUGCAGAGAAAAGGAUGACUACUCCCCGCUGAUCCGUGUGAUUGGCAGGAUCUUCUCCAGUGCGGAGGGCCUGGUGCAGAGCUUCCGCAAGGCCAAACAUCAUACAAAGGAGGAGCUCAAGUCCCUCCAGGCCAAAGAUGAGGACAAGGAUGAGGAUGAGAAGGAGAAGGCCGCCUGUUCCGCCUCAGCCAUGGCUGGGACACUAGAAGGUGCCUCUGAAGGUGACAGCAGUGCACAAAAGCUUGGGCCCGAUGAGGUUUCGGUGGACAUCGGCGCUGUGAGGCGGGUCUACAACAGAUUGCUGGCCAAUGAGAAGAUUGAAGCAGCCUUUCUCAAUGCGCUGGUUUACCUGUCACCCAACGUAGAAUGCGACCUGACCUACCACAACGUGUACUCGCGGGACCCCAACUACCUGAACCUUUUCAUCAUUGUGAUGGAGAACAGCAACCUUCACAGUCCCGAGUAUCUGGAGAUUGCACUGCCACUCUUCUGCAAGGCGAUGAGCAAGCUGCCCCUGCCAGCUCAGGCCAAGCUGGCACGGCUCUGGUCACGGUACGGCGCCGAGCAGAUCCGGCGCAUGGUAGAGACCUUCCAGCAGCUCAUCACCUACAAGGUGAUCAGCAACGAGUUCAACAGCCGCAACCUGGUCAAUGACGAUGACGCUGUUGCCGCUGCUACCAAGUGCUUGAAAAUCGUCUACUAUGCAAAUGUCUUGGGCGGGGACCUUGACAUGGGACACAACGAGGAAGAGGACGACGAGCCUGUACCGGAGUCAAGUGACCUCCAGGAGCUGCUGGGAGAGGAGCGACGGAACAAGAAGGGCCCUCGGGUGGACCCGCUGGAGACGGAGCUGGGCGUUAAGACCACCGACUGCCGGCGGCCCCUAAUCCCCUUCGAGGAGUUUGUCAACGAGCCACUCAAUGACGUGUUAGAGAUGGACAAGGAUUACACCUUUUUCAAGGUGGAGACUGAGAACAAGUUCUCCUUCAUGACCUGUCCCUUCAUCCUGAACGCUGUCACCAAGAACCUGGGCCUGUACUAUGACAACAGGAUCCGAAUGUACAGCGAGAGGCGCAUCACGGUCCUCUACAGUCUGGUUCAGGGCCAGCAGCUCAACCCUUACCUGCGGCUCAAGGUGCGCAGGGACCACAUCAUUGAUGACGCCCUUGUCAGGCUUGAGAUGAUUGCCAUGGAGAAUCCUGCAGACUUGAAGAAACAGCUCUACGUGGAGUUCGAGGGAGAGCAAGGCGUAGACGAAGGAGGAGUUUCCAAAGAGUUCUUUCAGCUUGUAGUCGAAGAGAUAUUCAACCCAGAUAUUGGAAUGUUUGCAUACGACGAAAGUACAAAACUGUUCUGGUUUAACCCAUCCUCAUUUGAGACGGAGGGCCAGUUCACACUAAUUGGCAUUGUCCUGGGCUUGGCCAUUUACAACAACUGCAUCUUGGAUGUACAUUUCCCCAUGGGAGUCUACCGCAAGCUGAUGGGCAAGAAAGGAACCUUCCGGGACCUGGCAGAUUCUCAUCCGGUCCAGCACCAGAGCCUGAAAGAGCUCCUGGAGUAUGAGGGCAGCGUGGAGGAGGACAUGAUGAUCACCUUUCAGAUAUCACAGACCGACAUCUUCGGGAACCCCCUCAUGUACGACCUGAAGGAGAACGGAGACAAGUUCCCUGUCACCAACGAGAACAGGAAGGAUUUUGUGUCUCAGUAUGCGGAUUACAUACUGAACAAAAGCAUAGAAAAGCAGUUUAAAGCAUUCAGAAGAGGUUUUCACAUGGUCACAAAUGAGUCGCCUUUAAAGUAUUUAUUCCGGCCUGAGGAAAUUGAGCUGCUCAUCUGCGGAAGCAGAAACCUCGAUUUUCAAGCGCUUGAAGAAACAACAGAAUAUGACGGGGGCUACAACCGAGAGUCUCGCAUCAUUAAGGAUUUCUGGGAAACGGUGCACUCCUUCCCAGAGGAACAAAAGAGGCUGUUCCUUCAGUUCACCACUGGCACGGACCGGGCCCCCGUGGGAGGCCUGGGAAAGCUGAAGAUGAUCAUUGCCAAGAAUGGCCCCGACACGGACAGGCUCCCCACUUCUCACACCUGCUUCAACGUCCUUCUGCUUCCCGAGUACUGUAGCAAGGAGAAGCUGAGGGAGAGACUGCUGAAGGCCAUAACGUACGCGAAGGGCUUUGGCAUGCUGUGACUCCCCUCCCCCCCGGAGAGGAGAAGAGAGGAGCGGGAAGGCGGGACGAGGCAGAGAACUAAUAACCCCCCCUGUCCCAAAAAAAAGAAACGUAAUCGCAAAAUAAGGAAAGGGAGGGAGACGGGGGCGAGAAGCCGAAACGGGGCUGUACGUCGGAGAGCCAUGGUUGGGCUGUCUGUGUCCUGGCUCGCACCCUGAGGCCACAGGGAUGGGAACAGGAGAGAAACCACAUGUGAUCUUUAUUUUUUAUUUCCCACCCACUGUCCCCCUAGAUGUAUGAAUGUGUGGCAUACCCCCAAUCCCCCCCACCCUUCUCAUAUGUACAGAAUUCUUUCGUUGCUAUUUAUUGUAAGGGUAAAAUCUGUUAUUUUUUCGUUGGCUUGACUGGAGUUUAACUUCUUUGUGAGUGUCUGUGUGUGUGUGUGGGAGGGGAGGGGCAUAUAAAAAGUGGGAAAAGAACAUUUGGUAAAAAAAAAAAAAAAAAAAUUUUUUUUAAAACAGAAUAGAAAAAAAAAAAAACAACUUAAGUCUCCCGCUCUGUUACUUUCUGGUCUGUUAAGCCUACCCUGAAGCCCCAUUGGUUAUUUGGGACCGGGUGUCUCCUGGUCCCGGGCCUUGCUGUAACCACUGCUGUUCUUAUGUAACGGGGCUCCCACAGGUGUGCUGUCCAGGGAGUAGCAACAGAAGGAGUACUGCAGAAUGUUCUGGAACCUCAGCCUUGAAAAUGUAGACUUUCUGAGCAAAGCACAAAAGAGAUGCCCCCCCUCUUCCCAAACCCAUGUAACUGUCAGACCCAACCCCCAACUGUCAGUCUAGUACCUUUACUCGGAAUGGCCACAUGCUAGAAGGAACCAAUUAUAAAAUGUGAAUUUAUAUUCCUGCCCAUAAAAUGCAUCCAGCAACCCUUAAAAUGGUUUGCCACUAGAUCAUUUCCUGUGUGAAAGUGCACUUAAAAAUUUUCAGAAUGUCGGCACGUUUUAUCAACUUCUCCUUUUUUUCUUUUUUUUUUAAGCAUCAAUCAGAUGUCUUCCCAGAUAGCUGUUUUACGACAAUGUUUGGUUAAAUGUUUGGGAUGAUUACUGAAGAAACAUGUUCACUCUUGAGUCCAGGGAGCUGUUUUUACUGUGUGUAAUUCAUAAUUUGUAAUGCCAUUUUGGACAACGUGUGCUGCUAAAUUUUUUGGCUGCAUCUAGAACCAAGGCAUUAUGUGCUCCAAAAAAAGAAAACUGGUCUUAAAAAGCUUUGGUCCAUUCUUAUUUCACAUUAAAACAUUAGUCUCUUCCUUAUCUCGACACCACAAAAAAUAUUUUUCUUCAUUCAGGCUUUCAGCUGGAUUUUGUUUUCUUGUACUUCUUGUACUGUAGGAUCCUUGAGACAUUGGUCAUUCAAAGUCAAAUUGUGAACAUGUUAUUACAGUACCGAAGUGAACUGUUGUUUUUAAUACUUCAGUAGCGAGUAAUUCCCAGCACAGUAUCCCUGACCUAGAUAACGUACAGUACAAUGUGUCUGAGGAAGGUGCGGGGGGCUGAUGGGUUCACACAAUACCUCUAUACCAAUGUUCUUCUGACCAUGCAUAUUCAGAAACCUUCCCCCGGCCAUUCAGCAGGAAAACCUUUUUUUUUUUGGUAUUGUCUGGUUUCCAUCAUUUUAUUUCAAUUUCCUGUGGUUUGUACUACUGCCGAUGACGCACAGCCAGGAAGAGGCAUCUCGGCUGCGGAGCUUGGAAAAAAAGCAAAAAUGUGACGUUUAAAUAAAGAUCAGAAGGGAAAGCAGUUGGUUAUUUGUAGGUUUAUUUGGACAAAGAUGUUCUCUGAAAAAAAUGUCAUUGAACGAUGACAAAGUUAACGUGGUGUUUAAACAUAAUGCUAAAUAAAAGUGACUGCUUUUUUCAUCACGUC